Nematolebias whitei (Rio pearlfish) is the source of this 2046-nucleotide messenger RNA. RefSeq names its product tripartite motif containing 16 (gene trim16). Lineage: Eukaryota; Metazoa; Chordata; Actinopteri; Cyprinodontiformes; Rivulidae. Gene Ontology annotation, molecular function: protein binding; zinc ion binding. Bases 114 to 1937 code for a protein of 607 amino acids. The transcript is spliced from 6 exons. The record is from RefSeq and is a predicted model, not a curated record.
AGGCUGAUCGAAGGAUCAGCUCGUUCCUCGAGCAGAAGGUGAGUGGAGUUUCUCCGUCCACUUGUUCUGCCAACCGCCAUAAAACAGAAGAAGAAGGAGAGUGGACUGGAUCCAUGGCGGAACCGUCAGCAGCAGAACAGGCGGGUCCUGGUUCCGUCCAGGUGCAGAACUCCUGUGAGGUCUGCUCAGGUGAGCUGAGCCCGGAUCAGCCUUGUCCUCACUCGGUCUGUGUCUCCUGCCUCGGAGACAAAGGGUGUCCAAAGUGUCCUCAGAGUCCUGUCAAAACGGAUCCUGCAGACGGACCUCAGCAGAACGGAACCGCUGAGGACCCAAACCCAGCAGAGCUCAAAAUCCAGGAAGACGUAAAGGAGACCGAGGACCAGAAGGAGUCGGAACCGACAGAGGAGGAGAAGCAGGAACCUCCUCUGGGUCCGGAGGACGUGGUGUGUGACUCCUGCAUCGAGAGCCCCUGCAGGGCCCUGAAGUCCUGCCUCACCUGCCUGGUCUCGUACUGCCAGACCCACCUGCGGCCCCACCUGGAGAACCCGAAGUUCCAGAACCACCGGCUGGUGGAGCCGCUCCGGGACAUCGAGAGGCGGACCUGCGAGGGCCACAAGUGGCCCCUGGAGGAGUUCUGCUGCUCGGACCUCCGCUGCGUGUGUCGGGACUGCGUGACCGCCGAACACCCGGACCACGAGACCGUCCCGGUCCGGGAGGCCCGGACACGGAUCGAGAAGGAGCUGAAGGAGAAGCAGACGGAGGUGCUGAAGACGGUGACGGCUGCAGAGAACGCCAUCAACAAACUCCAAGACAACACUGUUUCCAUUGAGCAUUCAGUGUUGGAGGUCCGAGCCGUGGUCGAGACUCAGUUCCAGGAGCUGCAGGCGGUUCUGGAGAGAGCCAAGAAGGAGGUGACUGAGGUCCUGGAGGGCGAGGAGCAGCAGGCGCUGAAGCAGGCCCAGGGCAUACGGGUCCACCUGGAGCAGAGGUGCUCGGAGCUGAAGAAGACCCAGGCCCAGAUGGAGAAGGUGUUCAGGAAUAAAAACGACGUGGACUUCCUGCAGGAGUACGCCGAGUGGAAGAAAGAGGCCACCGACAUCUCCCUCCCUGGCAUCUACAUCGGCCUGAUGGACCGUCUGAACUCCUUCAGCCGGGCCGUCGUAGAAUCCACGCAGGAGCUCUGUGAAACGCUCGUGUCCUCGUACAUCGAGAAAGUCAAGGCGACGUGCAGAAACGACAGAACUGGAAUAAAGAUAACGGUGGACACGACGAGUGAAGACGAGCCCAACAAGCCUUUACCGGAUCCCAAGACACGCGAUGACUUCCUGAAAUACGCCGCCCACGUGAGUUUCGAUGCCGACACGGCUCACAAGUUCCUGCGCCUGACGGAGGACAACAGGAAGGUGACCAACACCACCCCGUGGCAGCACCCGUACCCCGACGUACCCGAGCGCUUCGAGAACUGCCGCCAGGUUCUGGCUGCAGAGAGCUUCUACCUGAACCGGCACUACUUCGAGGCGGACGUCAGCGGCGAGGGCGCGCACGUCGGCCUGACGUACAAGAGCAUCGACCGCAAAGGCAGCGAGAGCAACAGCUGCAUCACGGGGAACAACUUCUCCUGGUGCCUCCAGUGGAACGGACGCACCUUCUCGGCCUGGCACAGCGGCGUGGAGACCCCGCUGAACGUGGAGAGGUUCACUCGGAUCGGGGUUUUUGUGGACUACACCCGAGGCCUCAUCGCUUUCUACGGCGUGGAUGAAACCAUGAUGCUCAUCCACAAAUACGAGGCGGAGUUCCUGGAGCCGUUGUAUCCGGCUGUCUGGUUGCCAAAGAAGGAGAACGUUGUCGUCUUGGUGGCUCCUGGGGAGACGUUACCUCUGAAAAGCCCCUCCCCUCCCACCUCACCUGCAAACGGAGCUGUUGUUGUACCGACUUAAGCUCGGAGGUUACAAACUGCUGACGGGAGAAAAGUGCACGCUCUUUACACGUUCAACUUGUUUACAGCUGAUUGUUUUUGAUGCAAAGUGAAGUUUUCAUCUCUUUUGU